Alternaria viburni is the source of this 1809-nucleotide messenger RNA. RefSeq lists its product as uncharacterized. The coding region runs from base 1 to 1809 and encodes 602 amino acids. The transcript has 2 exons. Lineage: Eukaryota; Fungi; Ascomycota; Dothideomycetes; Pleosporales; Pleosporaceae. The record is from RefSeq and is a predicted model, not a curated record.
AUGGUUCCUUUUCGACGCUUAUCGCAGAGGGGCCGUCGCAGCUUCGACAACCGCGACUCCUACGAAUGGCAAGACGAGCGAGACAAACGCAUCAUGACGGCCACCUUCCCCAUACACCCCCUCUCCUCGAUGCAGGCGCCCUUUGAGGAGUCGAUGCUCGACGCCACUGGCGAAACGGGGCACGUUCCCUUCGCGAUUCCCAAGAAGAGCGUUAAGACGCGACAGCAAAUGCUGUGCAGAGAGGAGAAUGCCUCUGAGCCCUCGUGGAACUUCACAUACAACUGCCACUGGAGGAGCAACGCAAAGGGCAAAUUUCAUCCCCUAACAAAGACGGUCGCGCAGAUCAUCUUUGGUGUCCACCUGCUGCAUCAGCAUCUGGAAAAGUCCGUCGCCGAUGUCGCCGACAUAUUGCUCAAGCAUGUCAAUGAGCUCGACAGUUUCCUGCAGCGGGCGAAUGAAGACCUCGAAAGCAGUAUGAAGGACAUGCUGUUCCGGCAUAAAUGUCUAAAGGUGCCCAUGGAACACGUAAACGAAUUCGAUCGCCUCCUCGAAGACCGCUCAUACCGCGCCCAACUCCUCGACGGCAACAUCGUAAUCGAACGCACGAUUGGGCGCAUGUCGCAACUGCUCAACGACUACCUGAUCGACAUCAACGUAUUUCGCGAAGCCAACCAGGAGCUCGAUCUAUACCUAGGCGAUGUGGGAGACGAAUGGACAUACCGCAAUGAGGAUAUUGGGCGCAUAUAUUCAGCCAUGUGUGGCAACACCGGAGGCUGGUCGCAAUUCUUGCAAAGCCUCGUAGCAAAGGCUGAAAGGCUGGGCGUUGUGCUCGUACAGGUCAGCAGCUAUUGCAAUGAGAUCGAGAAGCGGUGUGGCGCUGCAAGUCGCCGAAGUUUGAUUGCGACACGUACAUCUUCACGAAAUUCGUCCAAUUCGCGCGAGGCACGCCCAUUUCGAAACUUUGCCAACAACAAACCUCUUCCAACCCCCCCACCCGAACGUCCACCAUUCAUGAGCGCAUCGUCAUCCGGUAGGGAGACGCCUGCCAGCUUUGGCACACCCCAGCGACAUUCGACUUUACGAGCGAGGCCGCAGCAGCAACAGCAUCAACAACAACAGCAGCAGCAGCCCGAGAUCACAAACGCAUCCGAUUCCACCACAGAGACGCCCAAACGGAGCGAAGACUCGUCUUCUGCGUCUGCCGUUUCCAACACAGACGUCGAUGUACGACGUCAGGCAAAUCAGUCCGGGUACUACCGUGAUGCCUGGCGCAACGAAGAGCAACGUGACGGAGCGACACCGCAUGCAGAGUCUAGUCGCGCAACACAUGUUCCGGGGCACCAGCAUAAAGUGUCUUCGCCAUCUAACCUAUCUGCAGAGGAAAGCGCAUCAGCAACGAAACGCAUGUCGGCGAAACCACAAAACGGAGAAUACAGUCCGCCUUUGACCGGCAAAGAUUCGGCAUAUUGUUCUGUGUCGGGCGCCUCAGCCGUGUCACCGGGCUACGCAUCGCCACGCUCCGUGUCCUCCAUGUCCUCGCGACAAACUGCCCAAUUUGGUCUUUUCCCUAGUCGAAACUUGAGUACGCCGAAAGGUUCCAUGUCGAGUCGACUAGGUGCCAGCUCUCCUACGUUCAAUCGUCCUGAGCAAACCCCCAAGGCUGCGGACAUGCCAAGCCGACCACCAACCUCUCUGUCCACGUUCUCAGAUGCUUCGAACAAGCGACUUUCCAAGCGAAGUAGCUUCUCAUCUCUCAAACGGCUAUUCACCAAGAAGAAAUCUGGCGAUAUAGGUCCCAUCGCCGAGUGA